Messenger RNA from Trematomus bernacchii (emerald rockcod), 1668 nucleotides. RefSeq lists its product as uncharacterized. The transcript has 13 exons. Bases 134 to 1621 code for a protein of 495 amino acids. Gene Ontology annotation, molecular function: transmembrane signaling receptor activity. The record is from RefSeq and is a predicted model, not a curated record. Lineage: Eukaryota; Metazoa; Chordata; Actinopteri; Perciformes; Nototheniidae. Gene Ontology annotation, biological process: cell surface receptor signaling pathway.
CCAGCACUGCAGUUCAACUAUUUGGUUAAAGCUGUUACACACAUUUUCAUAUGAAAUAUUGUGAGAAGGCCCAUGGAUUAUAAAAAUAAUUUCUCAUGAACAGAGGAACAGAUUAUCAGUGUUGGAUGUGAAGAUGGGACACACUUUGCUCUCUCUACUGGGGUUUUUCUUGCUGAAUUUACUUUACCGUGGACAAGCUCAAGAUGCUGUGCUGACCAUUGAGCCAAACUGGACCACUUUUUUUACCGGAGAGUCUGUGACCUUCAAGUGUGACAUUACAGGAGACAAAGACAGCGACUGGUAUUACACAAUCUACAACCAGCAUAGAGAAGUUUUCUCUUCCAGCAAACAAAAGUCCAGAACAUUACAUUCUCUAGCUACAGGCGACAGUGGUGAAUACCAAUGUCUUUUCCAGCACGGGGGAUCAACUACAAGUAGCAAUACAAUCUAUCUAACUGUAUCAGACACACCUCAGCCUGUCCUCACUGUGUCUCCAUCAUGGCCGAGUCCUGGAGCCUCAGUAACUCUGAACUGCAGUGUUGAUCAUCCUUCUGCUGGCUGGAGCUUCUACUGGUAUAAGGCUGUUCCCCAAAAGUCAUACUACUCCUACAGCUAUGAGCUGCUACCUGGCAGCUACAAUGGGACUAAACAGGGUCUCUUCAUCAUUGAUGGACAAACACACACAGCAGGAUAUGUGUGCAGAGCAGGAAGAGGAGAUCCAGUGUAUUACACUUCGUACAGCAAACCUGUGUUUUUCUGGUCUGGAGAUAUGAAUUCAGCAGCGUCUCUCACAGUGAGUCCUGACAGUGUGCAGCACUUCACCAAAACGUCUGUGUCACUGAGCUGUGAGGGAAACUCCACUGAGUGGAGAGUGAUGAGGUUUUCACAACCUGACAACCUUCUUCCCUGUUCUAUCUGGGGGACAAUGACUGGAUCCACAUGCACAAUAACCAGGAGACGGCUUAGUGGAGUGUUCUGGUGUGAGUCUGAAACAGGACAGUUCAGUAAUGCAGUCAACAUCACUAAAGAUGAUGGUGAUAUUAUCCUGGUGAGCCCUGUCCGUCCUGUGGCUGAGGGACUUCCUGUCACUCUUAGCUGCAAGUUCAAGACAGAAAAUGUAUAUAAUGCGGAUUUCUAUAAAAAUGACAAACUCAUCCAGAACGAUACCAGAAGGGAGCUGACCAUCUCUGCAGUGUCAAAGUCAGAUGAAGGCUUUUAUAAAUGUAAACGGAGAGAUUCAGCAGAUGGUAGGACGUCACCAGAGAGUUGGUUCUCAGUAAAAUCACCGCCCGGGACAGGAAAAGACUCUCAAUUUCCCAUCCUGCUGAUCGUUGGGCUUCUUUGUGGAGUUUUACUGAUUAUUCUCCUGCUGCUCUUCCUGUAUCGCUACAGAAAAUCAAAAGAUUCAUGCUAUAGCAGGUCUCAGAGGACCAAUCAGGGCCCUGCUACAGACCACAUGAUCAACCAGGAUGAAAUUCAAAACAUGCCAGAAUAUUCUACUCUCCUCCAUGGUGAUCGUUGUCUCUAUGAAACAAUCGGAGGGCCGGUUGAAGCUGGAAAUGCAGGUGCCAGUAAUGAACCAGAAGAGAGCCUUUACAUAAACGUGGCUGCAGAUCAAUAAAGACAUCCUCAUGGACAGAACCAAUGGAGCGGAUAAAAACAUGAAAA